This is a messenger RNA of Macrosiphum euphorbiae (potato aphid), 378 nucleotides long. The record is from the annotation of a GenBank genome assembly. NCBI's taxonomy places the organism in Eukaryota, Metazoa, Arthropoda, Insecta, Hemiptera, Aphididae.
AUGCCACUAACGGAGAGCUUAGAAAUAGUUGAUAAUGCCAUAAAGCAAUUAGAACGGGUUCCUGGAGAAGUUGGAGUUUUGACCAAAUCAAAAUUAAAAAAUGUAUUGGAAAAAAACACAGGUUUUAAUACUGUAAUGUCAAUAAGAGACAUACUAUUAAACAAAACUCUAAAUAACAAAUAUUCAGAAAUUGAAUACACUCCAAAAGAAAUAAUGUGUAUGAAAUAUGCACUUGUCACGUCCGUUGAUGUGGAGAGGUCAUUCAGCCGUUACAAAGCAAUGUUAAGACCGAACCGCCGCCACUUUGCAUUUGAAAAUUUCAAGCUAUAUGUUGUUUCUAACUGUUUCCCACAUGAAGACUAUGAUGAAUCAGAAUAG